Messenger RNA from Ylistrum balloti, 2751 nucleotides. RefSeq lists its product as uncharacterized. The record is from RefSeq and is a predicted model, not a curated record. The coding region runs from base 491 to 2059 and encodes 522 amino acids. Gene Ontology annotation, molecular function: ubiquitin protein ligase activity; zinc ion binding. Lineage: Eukaryota; Metazoa; Mollusca; Bivalvia; Pectinida; Pectinidae. The transcript is spliced from 4 exons. Gene Ontology annotation, biological process: proteasome-mediated ubiquitin-dependent protein catabolic process; protein polyubiquitination.
AUAGCCUGCGUGAAUGCGUUUUCACGCACAAUAUUUCUAAUUUCACGCUAGGAAAAAAAUAAGAUUUGCGUCAUUAACCCGUGCGAAAUCCGGACUCUGCGUCAAUGUCCGGCUCCAAUAUUACGUAGUUAGAAAACUCAAUAAUCUAAGUCAAACAGACACUUAUCAAGUAAACGAAACUCGUAACAAGCGCUUUCUUGAUCGUGAUUAUAAACCAGUCGCAUAGCAAAUAUGGCGCUGUCAAAAAUGUUUACAAAUUCAGUGUUACCCUAAUAUGGAAAAACCCAUACACUUGAUGAAGGCAGGGGUGAAAAAACCCCUCAAUUUAUAAAGGUUAAAUAUGGUGGUGUUUUGAGGCAAUUAUUGAAGAAACAGAAAACACUUGUCAAGUUGAAAGUUUGGACAUAACAUUUGAAUUUUAAGCAACAUUUAAAGGUGGCAUUUGUGUUCAGCUGAAGGUAAAUAUAAAAAGAUUUCUCAGAUCUUCAUCAUGGCAACACCCAUCAGCCAAACCGCUUUCCGUCCUAAAGGCCAGUCCACCUGUAGUGACCACAAAGGGAGGCGCUUGGAUCUUUACUGUGAGAAAUGUGAUCAACUCAUUUGCCAUGCAUGUUUGUCAACAACUCACAGAAGUCACCCUCUUUGUGAACUCAGUGAAAUUACUCCUCAAAAGAAACAAGAAAUUACAAACUUUAUCAACAAAACAGAACAAAAUGACCUGGUAGAAGUCAGGGAAUAUAUAACUUCUGCUGAUUCAUUACUCAAAGACAAUACCAGUCAUUUUGAGAAACUUUCACAGCAACUAAAAAAUCAAACAGAUCAACUAAAACAUGAACUCGAUCUAUUUACAGCACAGACACUCUCAGUGUAUAAACAGAUGGAAGAGGACAACACCAGGAUGAUACAGAAAUACAAACAAGAACUGGAGAUGUACAACAGACAGCUGAAACAACAACUACAGGAAUGUAAGGUGACUCUACAACGUGGUUCUCACCUGGACAUCUAUGACACAGAUAUACAUUCCUCAUUACAUCUCCCUGUCAAACCUGUCCUGGGUACGGUCAUCUUCACACCUAACACAAAUCCACAACAUCAUCUACAACAGGCCGUAGGGACGAUUAUCACCUCAGGUCAAACAACUGACCAGGAUCGGUCAAUCUCAGUAUCACAUGACCAGGGACAAUCCUCUAAACAACAACAAACAGGAGUAAAAGGGAAGAAAGCAGUGAUAAGUAAAGCACUACUGUCAGAGACCAAAGUGGUGAAGGAGUGGAGGUCUCCAUGUGACAUUGGGUCUAUAUGUCCCACCACUGAUGGUCAGGUGUGGACCAGGGAUUACAGUGAUACAUUAACUCUCCUUAACAGGGAGGGUAAAGUAGUACAGAAGGUCACACACACGACUAACAUCACUGACAUCAGUCUAUCACCCACAACACACACACUGUGGGUCUGUGACAGUAAAAACAACAUCAUGGAGCUGGUAUCAGGACGACUUACAAACAAAUUCAGAACCAAGGAGAGACCCCAGUGUAUAUGUGUUACAGCCAGUAACCAUAUCAUUGUGGGGAUGAAGAAACACAUCUGUAAAUUUACUACACAAGGUCAAAUGGUACUCACUACAAUGGCUGUAGGGACUGGGAAACCAUUAGUGUAUACACCAUGGAGGAUGUCAGAGUGUCCAGUAACUCACAAUGUCACAGUGAUUGAUUUCAGCAGUAAAAGUGACGGUGGUGAUGGAAACAGACGUGUUGUUGUCAUGGAUACUGACUUCCAGGAAGUGUUUGUAUAUAGAGGUGACAUCCCCAGUACAUAUAAACAAACACCACAAACAGGACGUGUAACAUUUGACCCCUAUGGUGUGGUGUAUGACAGUGUGGGGAACCUCAUCAUAGGGGACUAUGACAACCGUAGGGUCCUACUCCUCAGUGGAGAUGGUGAGUUCCUCAGGAUCAUAUACACAGACAGAGUGGGGACAGUGGCUGUAGGUAUAGACAGGGAGGAUGUUCUGUGGGUAAGGUUUGGGGGUAGCAAUGUAAAACUACUACAGUACAGUGUGUAACAGUACUACUACAGUACAGUGUGUAACAGUACUACUACAGUACAGUGUGUAACAGUACUACUACAGUACGGUGUGUGACAGUACUACUACAGUACAGUGUGUAACAGUACUACUACAGUACAGUGUGUAACAGUACUACUACAGUACAGUGUGUAACAGUACUACUACAGUACAGUGUGUAACAGUACUACUACAGUACUGUGUGUAACAGUACUACUACAGUACAGUGUGUGACAGUACUACUACAGUACAGUGUGUGACAGUACUACUACAGUACAGUGUGUAACAGUACUACUACAGUACAGUGUGUAACAGUACUACUACAGUACAGUGUGUAACAGUACUACUACAGUACAGUGUGUUGACACUACUACUACAGACAGAACUAGACAGAUAUAUGUUAUUCUAGUGAGUUACCCUGGUAACAAACUUUGUAAAUAAUAUUUACAUGUAACAGAAACAAUACCGUUUAAAUGAACGAUGUUCGUCAGCAAAAUGUAUUGGUGUCACCACCCACAUCGUUCCCUUUGUAAACUACAUCUGUGUGUAAAAUCAGUAUGAAAUUCACUUUAAUGUGUUAAAACUUUGUCUUCCUUUUUUUCUUUCUGAUUGCAGUUAAAAUCAGUAUAAAGUUAUGUUGUGUAUUUAGAGGUGACCAAUGUCUUAUAAUGUACAUGUAUACUGUAUCCCUA